Molecule: messenger RNA, 1089 nt
Organism: Sporothrix brasiliensis 5110
Lineage: Eukaryota; Fungi; Ascomycota; Sordariomycetes; Ophiostomatales; Ophiostomataceae
Product: leucoanthocyanidin dioxygenase
Exons: 2
Coding region: 1-1089 (362 amino acids)
Molecular function (GO): dioxygenase activity
Source: RefSeq, a predicted model, not a curated record
AUGACUGCUGCAACAUCCUACGUCGACCGGGCUCUGCCCAAGAUCUCCCUUCACGAUUUCGAGAACCGUAUUGACGGGAUCACGGCCGAGCUUUGCGACGCUGCCGAGAACGUCGGUUUCUUUGCGCUCAUCGACCACGGCAUUACUGAGCAGGAGGUCGACACCAUAUUCAACACGUCCGAGGCUUUCUUCGCGUUGCCCAACGAGGUCAAGGCCACCGUGCCCUGGAACAACAAGAAUGUCGGCUGGGAGAACAAGAACCAGAUCCGACCCAGCACGGGCGCCGCCGAUAAUAAGGAGUCCUACCAGAUGCAGUUUGGAGAGAAUAUGGACACGGGCGGCCGCGGCACCGCCGAUGGCAGUGUGUGGCUGGGUGACGACCAGCUGCCCGGUUUCCAGGCGCGCUGCCGCGCGUUUAUGAACCGCCUGCAGGCCGUGUCCGAGAAGCUAAUGCUCUGCUUUGCGCGCGGCCUGGGCUUCCCCGACGACUACUUUGUCCGUUUCCACGAUGCCCGCCGCCCCAACUGCCAGUCCGUGCUGCGCAUGCUGCACUAUUUUGAGACCCCCUUGCCUCCCGCCGAUGGUUCCGCACCGAACGAGGUCUACCACCGCGCCGGUGCGCACGCCGACUGGGAUUUGGUGACCUUGUUGUUCCAGCGCCAGGGCCAGUCGGGCCUUGAGAUCUGUCCCGGCCGCGAGGCCGUCACCGAGUUUGCCCUUGGCGAUACUUGGACACGCGUCGACCCAGAGCCCGGCACCAUCAUCUGCAACAUUGGCGAUCUGAUGAUGAGCUGGUCUGACGACCGCUUCAAGUCGACCUUCCACCGCGUCAAGGCGCCCUGCGAGCCGGGCGACUACUACGGCGAGCGCUUCAGCAUCGCCUUCUUCAACCAGCCGUGCUCAGAUGCCGUGAUCCAGGGCCCACUCAAAAAGUACCCGGCCGUGACAGGUGCGCAGUUUACGCAGAAUGCCAUGGACCGCCACUUUGCCGCGUUGCAGGCUAAGCUGGCCGCCGAGAAGGGCGAGUCGACAUCGACGGCGGCACCGGCGGCGCCGGCGGUUACUGCUUCGGUGCAGGCGGCUGCAUAA